Gadus morhua (Atlantic cod) is the source of this 4153-nucleotide messenger RNA. Its product is annotated as E3 ubiquitin-protein ligase RBBP6. NCBI's taxonomy places the organism in Eukaryota, Metazoa, Chordata, Actinopteri, Gadiformes, Gadidae. Gene Ontology annotation, biological process: ubiquitin-dependent protein catabolic process; mRNA processing; protein ubiquitination. The coding region runs from base 392 to 4153 and encodes 1253 amino acids. The transcript is spliced from 20 exons. The record is from RefSeq and is a predicted model, not a curated record. Gene Ontology annotation, cellular component: nucleus. Gene Ontology annotation, molecular function: zinc ion binding; nucleic acid binding; ubiquitin protein ligase activity.
GCCCCGGUGAUCAUGUGAUGACGAGUCGUUGCUGGUGGAAACAGCUGGUAGUUUCUGUCAACGAGCGCUGCAUCCAGCAUGCAGCAUGGGAGAGAAUAAAAGUUAAACCCGAGUCGGAAUUGGUCACAUCUUCUUUAUUUUGAAGGUCUGAUGCUAGUGGUGUGUCGCUGGCUACCUCGUCCCGACAGUUUGGCCGAAGUAGAGCAGAACGCGGCUUGUUAUUAGCCUGUCUCGUCGGCAUCCACUGUAACCGGCGGCUAACACCUGCUAGCUUGCAGACUUGAUUGGCAAGUCUGUAAAGUCGAAUAACUAGGCGCCACUCUGUUGUCACCGUUUUUGCCUCGACUAUUUAUUUGCUAACCGUCAGGACCGGGGUCUUGGUUCUGUCAACAUGGCUCACGUCCAUUACAAAUUCUCCUCUAAACUAAAAUACGACACGAUGGUGUUCGACGGCCUCAACAUCACGCUGAAAGACCUGAAGAGGCAGAUCAUGGACCGGGAGAAACUUCGAGCCGCCGACUGCGACCUGCAGAUCACCAACGCGCAGACGAAGGAAGAGUACAAAGAUGACGAGGAUCUCAUCGCUAAGAACUCCUCUAUUAUUGUGAGGAGAAUCCCUAUGGUGGGUGUCAAGUCAUCGGGGAGCAAGACGACGUCCAAGACGAUGUCCAAGACCACUGACCGUUCCGACAACCAAUUUCACCACCAGGCCUUUGGGUCCACCAAAGCAAUGGAUAACCAGAGUUUUUCCAGAUCCCUCACCCUUCUCUCCCAGACCUGCAAUCUGGCCAACGCAAACGCGUCUGAAGAGGACAAAAUCCAAGCCAUGAUGUCCCAGUCCACCCAUGAAUACGACCCUAUGAAUUAUGUGAAGAAGCACGGCCCUCCUCCACCAAACUACACCUGUUUCCGAUGUGGGAUGAAUGGUCACCACAUCAGAAACUGCCCCACCAAUGGGGACAAGACCUUUGAGUCCCUGCCCAAGAUCAAGAAGAGCACGGGCAUCCCUCGCUCUUUCAUGGUGGAAGUGGACGACCCCAACAUCAAGGGGGCCAUGCUGACCCACUGCGGUCGAUACGCAAUUCCCACUAUAGACGCCGAGGCCUAUGCCAAGGGGAAGAAGGAGAGGCCUCCGUUCGCGCCGCCCCUGCCCCCGGCCGCGGGCGCCGGUGGGGAGGAGAAGAAGGAGGAGGAGGAGGCGGUCCCCACGGAGCUGCUGUGUCUCAUCUGCAGGGAGAUGCUCCACGACGCCGUCCUCAUCCCCUGCUGUGGAAACAGCUACUGUGAUGACUGCAUCCGCAGUGCCUUGCUGGAGUCAGACGAGCACGUCUGCCCCACCUGCGCAAAGGUGGACGUCUCUCCAGACACCCUGGUAGCCAAUAAGUUCCUCCGACAGGCGGUGAACAGCUUCAACAACGAGCUGGGCAACCAGAACAGCCUGGCCACACCGGGACCCAGCGCCCCGACGUCCCAGACGUCAAACCCCAGCCCCAGCCCGGCCCCCAAUCUCCCUCCCCCCGUCUCUGCCACCCAGACCCGCCCCAAGACGCCCUACCAGCAAACACGCCACCAGCAGGACCCUCUGAUGUCCCGGCCACCGCCUGCACACACCCCGCCAUUGGCUCAACCGAACACGCCGUCUCCCGUAGCAACGGCCCCCUCAUCUGCCUCCAGCACUCCGGUCAACUCUCCGCCGCGUCCGCAGAACCAGCCGGACGUGCCCGGCAGCACGGAGGCCGAGGCCGAGGUUUCUGUUGAUGCAGCCGAGGCCUCCAUCCCCUCUGGGUCCUCCUCCCCUGUGGAGGCACCACCACUGAUGGCCCCGGGUUACCAUGUUCCAGUGGCGGAAGACCGGGAGUCCAUCAGCCCUAAAAAUACACAAAUGUCCCCAACAUACCCAACAGUCCGACCCUCGGAUCAGCCACCCGUCAAGGAGAGCUCCUCCACCUCCUCCGUUCCUGCCGUCGGCGGGGGUUGGCCCUACCCCAGAGAGGGCCCCGGCCCGCCCCUCCCACCCCCUCGACCCCCCUCCGGCCCCCCGCCCUCCGGCCCCCCUCCCUCCGGCCCCCCGCCCUCCGGCCCCCCUCCCUCCGGCCCCCCGCCCGCCGCUCCUCAGCGCUACCUCCCGCCACCCUCCCCCUUCCCCUCCAUGCCCUUCCCCCCGUACCCGGGCUUCCCGCCGGGGUUCCCGUUCACGGCCCCUCCCUGGGCGCCCCCUGGCCUGCCGCCCGGCGUCUGCCCCACGGUGCCCCCUCCCCCCCUCCACCCCCCCGCUCUCCCCCCCUCCACCUGCUCCGCCUCCUCCUCCUCCUCCAUCCCCCCCCUCAUCCCCAAGGAGGAGAUGUACCGACACCAGCAGCGGCGGCGGAUGAAAGAGAGCAGAUCGUCGUCCGGCCGCGGGCCCACCAGAGACGGGCGGGGCCAGCAGAGGCCCCAGCCCGCCGUGGACGAGAUGGGCGGGGACUUCGCCAAAGAGCUGCUGGAGUACCGGCGGAUGCAGAGGCAGAGGAGGCGGUCCUACUCCAGGUCGCCUCAGAGGAGCUCCUCCGUCAGCCAGAUGUCCUCUGACUCCUACUCCGCCUCCAGGAGCUACUCCAGGUCCCCCAGCAGGUCCCCGGGCCCCGCGCACUCCAGAGGCAGAUCUAGAUCAAGGUCCCGCCCACGCCACAGACGGAGCUCCGCCCGUCGCCACGGCGACCGCUCCCAUCACCACGGCUACAAGCGGUCCCGCUCCCCGACGCCGCCCUCGUCCUCCCCGUCCCGCCGCCGGAGGAGCCCCCAGACGCGGUCCAGGUCCCGCUCUCGGUCCCGGGGGUCCCGGCGGAAGGCGUCGCGCUGCCGCCACCACCGCCGCCGCGCCGGGAGUCACCACGAUCACCACGGCGACCCAGGGCGGCGGGGCUCGCCGGCCUGCGACCGCCACCCGCAACUCGCGGGCUGCGACGCCCAGCGCUUCCGCCAGUGGGAGACGGAGUACCUGCAGUGGUACGACAAGUACUUUGGCAACUACACCGGGACGCCCCACCACCUCCAGCCGCCGCCCCUCCUGCCCACGCCCCGCCCCGCCUGCGGCCGCCCGGCGCCCAACCACCGCCCCGGCCGGCUCCCCGCCAAGAGGAGCCGCUCCCCCCCCCGACGGUCGCCCAACCGCAGCCCCUCCCCGGGCAGCGACGAGGACUCGGGCUCGCUGACCUACCAGCAGAGGUGCUCGGAGAUGUUCGGGCACCAGGCGUCGUACCGGGAGGAGGCCGAGGACAGGGAGCCGGCCCCCCGCGCGCCGGCCUCCAGGGGUCCCGACGACCCGACGCACAAGAAGAAGAAGAGGAGGCGGAGCGAGAGGGAGCGGGCGGACGGGGGCGGGGCGGAGGAGGCCCCGCCUCUGGGCGCCUCCUUCUCCUCCUCGUCCGGUCGCGGCCGCUGGGACGGGGGGAGCAACCAUGACAGCCCGGGUACCCCGCUACACAACCCGGGGGUCUGCAGCCGGGCGGAGCCAGGGGACGAGGCCUGGGACCGACCCUACGCUGGGACGCUGAGGGCCGACGGCGGAAGGGAGGGCCAGAGAGCCGAUGGGGGGAGGGAGGGCCAGAGAGGCGAUGGAGGGAGGGAGGGCCAGAGAGGCGAUGGGGGGAGGGAGGGCCAGGCGGGCAGACCAAAGCAUGGCGAGCCACGCCCGGAUCACUCCAGGUCGGGGAGGAAAAAGAGACAGGCAGAGGAGAGGAGCAGCGAGUCCCUGAGGAAGGACGUUCCUCUGGACGGCCGGCACCUCGACUCCUCGCACAGGAGCGAGAACGCAAAGUCAGGGCAGGACGGAGACGACCCGAGGCACGGGGGUAAACCGAACGCCGUCGAGAAGGAAGCGCCCCCCCGUGGAGCACCGACGGAGAACCCCCUCUGGGAAGGGGUGACGAAGGUGAGGAACCCCCAGAGGAAGACCAUCAGCAUCAACAUCAACCUUACCCAGCUGGAGGAGGUCCAGAAGGUGGCUGAGUCUCACCCGACGGCCGGCAGCUCGGUCGAGGAAGAGCGAAUGGACGCCGGAGAUGAAAACGAGGACACGCCCAUAGUGGAGGACGGGGAGGAAGUGGUGGACGACAACAGAGGAGUAAAACAACUGACCACCGUCCGGAGAGCCGCGGAGGCACCCAUCUUCUAA